Messenger RNA from Parnassius mnemosyne (clouded apollo), 2619 nucleotides. The record is from the annotation of a GenBank genome assembly. NCBI's taxonomy places the organism in Eukaryota, Metazoa, Arthropoda, Insecta, Lepidoptera, Papilionidae.
AUGUUUUGCUCAACAGUAGGAUUAACGCUUUUUUACUUUACAGAUACGGGUAUUAUCAACGCUGCGAUAGAGAAUUAUAUUGAUACGGACGUUAUCAAAACACACCAUUACGUACUUUGGCCCGACGCCGUCGUGUCUUUCUACAUCGAUCCGGAGCACUUCGAUAAUGAACAGUCCGCAGCCAUUACGACAUAUCUGAACCUUUUAUCGUACAAAACGUGUCUCAAGUUCUCGGCAAAUACCGAACGGCCCACGGGUUCCCAGCAUGUGAUGUUAUUCGAAAAUCCUAAGGGAAUCAGAAAAUGUGUGUUCAACACCGGGGGGCACUCACCGGAAGAGCCGCAUAAAAUAACUCUCGGAUACGACUGCCUGAAAUCGCCGAAGCUCGAUAUGAUGGUGAUGCGGGCGCUGGGAUUCCCAUUCGAGCACAACCGCUUCAUUAGAGACCUCCAUAUCGAUGUGCAGAUGCAGAACGUUGAACCAGACGGAAUGGAACUAUUCACUAAAGACGCGAAGCUCCCUCCAGAACUGGAGGCCCUGCCCUAUGACAUCAAUAGCGUGACGCACUUUGGUGAAAGAGAUUAUAGCAAAAACGGUCACAGGACUAUAUUAUUUAAGGACCCUAACGUCCGUCAGAACCGGAUCGGUAUGUCCGAUAUAGAUAUACGAAAAAUAGAAGUCGUUUAUGGGCCGGAAUGUCAGAAACGGGACCGCCAAGAGAAGAUAAGACUCUGUCAGGGCUACCCAGGAGUGGCCAGAAAGAAACGAGAGAUAGACCUUACAAAAGCCGUCUCCAGCUUACGCGUUAACCGAGAAAUAACAGCCCCACCUGAAGAAAUCCUUUCAAAAGAUGAAAUUAAAACUCUACAUGAGUUAGGGAUAGGGAAAGAAGUUCAGGAAAUCAUAGAGAAAGUGUAUAAAGUUUCUUCUAUAGCUCUGCAAAAAACUAGAGAAAAAUAUUGCAUUGAUAAAGAACCAAAUCUGAGAUCAAAUACAAAUUCAAAUGAAAAAGUAGCCGACGUGUUAGGAAUAGUCAAAACUGUAACAGGGUAUGUUCAGUCGAUAGUGGGCGAAGCUAUAGGAAAUAAAACAGUGUUUUGUGAAAUGUACAAAUCAUUGGAUCAAUACCAACGAGCAAGAUGCAGCUACAGCGAUAAUGAUGAUUCAUGUAGAAACAGUUAUAGAUCAACCAAAUCAGGCAGAGUUCAACAUUCCACUCAGCACAGACCUACGCAUUUCCUGUCAACAAAACAUCUUGGCAAGAGAGUUGAAAAUCAAUAUGAGCGUAAUGUUUACAGAACUGGUAACAACACAGAAGUCACUAAAGUGAGAAGAAAAAGAGCUAUUGAUUCAGUGACAAAAGCAGUUGCAUCAGAGGGUGAGUCAGAUACUACUUAUACUAAUAAUAUUUGGGUUAGAAGAAAAAGAGCAGUAAACUUUGCCUCAGAAAUUGAAGGUAAAUAUACGAAUGUUGAAUCUGAUGAUAUCAAAGUGAGAAGUAAGAGAUCUGCAGCUACACAACCAGUUACAAAAGCAAGCGAACCAAAAGGUAACACUGGAAAUCAGAGUUUAAAUAAGGAACAAAAAGCAACUGACGGCGUUAAAUUAACUAAUAAAGAUUUAACGACUACAGCUAAAUUGAAUGAAAGAACUAGCACACCAAAGACAAUUCAAAAAAUAAACGACGGUAAAACUAAUAUAAAAUCUCUGGGUAGAAGGCGUUUCCAAGAUAGUCCUUUUAGAGUCUACAAUCGAAAGAAGAACGAAGAAGACAAAGACGAAUCCGCCUUAUCACUGGAGACUAAACAAGAAGAAAUAAUCCCUAAGAAGGUGAAAGAGAUAAAGAACAAUUAUCUACCGCAGAAUAAGAAGAAACCCGUCAAAAAUUGGCCGGUAGUAAAGAGAAGGAUCCCGGAAAGAGCACCGAGAAAACCGAAAGGACCCGUUCCGAAGACAGUGAAGCUGUCAAAAGCAAAUGAGGAGUUCUACGCUGACAGACGCUGGCCAGACGGGGUUGUCAGAUAUAUUAUUAAGGAAAUACCAAAAUAUGAUCUGGAAGACAUGCGCUCGCGUCUUAAGGAAGUAAACAGAAUUUUGAGGGAAAAGACCUGUGUACGCCUUGAGGAAAUAACAUCAGACGAGACGAACUUAUAUGAAGAUUACCUGGUGCUGGAUAACAGCCCGGAUUACGUCACCGGAAGAGUUGGCGGGCGGCAGAACUUCGGCGUCGUGGAGUUGUUCGAGGGCGGGCAACAUCGGCAGCAUACGGCAAUGAUGGUGAUGGCGAUGCUGGGCUUCUACUUUGAGCCAUCUCGUCACGACAGGGACAGAUACGUGAGAGUCCACCCGCGUCACAUACGACCAGACAAACUGCACCACUUCGAGAAACUGCGCCCCGACGCGACUUUACCACUGCCAUACGACUACCGGAGCGCGACGCAUCCCGCCUGGCAGUUCUGGAGGCAGCUUGGUAGGACUGGAAUUUCGGCUAUAGCCACAUAUAAGGAUCAGGACCCUGACGGUUCCCUGAUGAAAUCCUUGGGACAUAACUCCGAGCUACUGUCAGAUCUCGACAUCAUAAAGAUCAACAGCGUUUACGGUAUCGAGUGUUUUCUUUAG